Messenger RNA from Mesoplodon densirostris (Blainville's beaked whale), 3742 nucleotides. RefSeq names its product ankyrin repeat domain 45 (gene ANKRD45). Gene Ontology annotation, molecular function: protein binding. The record is from RefSeq and is a predicted model, not a curated record. NCBI's taxonomy places the organism in Eukaryota, Metazoa, Chordata, Mammalia, Artiodactyla, Ziphiidae. Bases 2 to 835 code for a protein of 277 amino acids. The transcript is spliced from 6 exons.
CAUGGUAACCGUAAAAGCCCGGGCCUACGGAGCGGUAUUUUUGGAGUUAAUGGAGUCAGAAGGACCCCCAGAGUCAGAGAGUUCAGAAAAAUCAAUAUUUUUCUCACAGCAAGAAGAAGAGGAAGAAGAUGAUAAUGAAGAAGAAGAAGAAUCCAAAGAAGCGGAGGAAACUGCCACCAUUAAUCCCCUCAUACCCCCUGCUCUCACAGGGGAUGUAGAAGGUUUGCAGAAGAUUUUUGAGGAUCCUGAGAACCCUCACCAUGAACAGGCCAUGCAGCUACUCUUGGAAGAAGACAUCGUUGGGAGAAAUUUGUUGUAUGCAGCUUGCAUGGCUGGGCAAAGUGAUGUGAUUAGAGCUUUAGCCAAAUAUGGUGUGAAUCUGAAUGAAAAAACCACCAGAGGUUACACACUCCUACACUGUGCUGCAGCCUGGGGUCGUUUGGAAACUUUGAAAGCACUGGUGGAAUUGGAUGUUGAUAUAGAAUCUCUGAACUUCCAGGAAGAGCGAGCUCGAGAUGUUGCUGCUCGGUAUUCCCAGACUGAGUGUGUUGAGUUCCUGGACUGGGCAGAUGCAAGGCUGGCGCUGAAAAAAUAUAUUGCAAAGGUCUCUGCAAUUGUUACAGAUACAACAAAGGGACCAGGGAAGCUUUUUAAGGAAGACAAGAAUACCAUCCUCAAUGCAUGCCGUAUAAAAAAUGAAUGGCUGGAAACACAUUUAGAAGCUUCCAUUAAUGAGCUUUUUGAGCAGAAACAGCAAUUGGAAGAUAUUGUGACUCCUAUCUUCACAAAAAUGGCUACACCACGUCAAGUGAAAAGUGCCAAAUCUGUAUUCUAAGCCAUGGUCAGAAAAGAAGUCUUAUAAAAGGCCGCAUCUUCUUCUAUAUCUAUAAAGGCAAACCUAUUCAUGCUGACUGAAGUUAAAUAGAUGUGGGGUUUUAUAAAAAUGUUUAACUAUGAAAUUAAAUCACCCUCGUUUCGUUUUACCCCGUUCAGCACGCUUAUGUCCAGACUCUCUGGCCUUGCCUCUGCCUCCGCAAGUCAGUUUCAUGUGAGCUCCACGUGCUCCUUCUAGAGGGCACUUGGCUUUGAGUCACUCACAAAGACCAUAUGGAAGCUUUAAAAGCUACUUAGAGAAUCUAACAAUUUUCUGUGUAACUGAGGCAGGAAAUUUCUGUUCAAGUGAGAAAUUCUGUUAAAAAAAAAAAGACAUGUUGGCCAUUUCCAGAAGAAAAAUUUGUUCUCCCUCUCUCAAAAGGGAAGCUAUGGGAUGACAUUCUGGAGCAAGGAAAUAUUAAGGAUGGUUUGGAUCAGGUUCCUCUGCUUAUACAACUAUUACUUUUUUAUGUCCAAAUUAAAAUUCACCUUUAAGGUGGGAUAUAGUCUCUUAGUAAAUCUUCCUGUUUCUUUAUCUUUAACACCCUUGUCUUUAAAUUAAUAAAUACAAAUCUGUUUAGUUUUAUAUUUAGAUUUCCCCUACUCAGUAGGUUUAGCAAUAUCGUUAUUUUAUCUGUACUACAUGCCAUUUUCCUUUUGUUUUAUAUUACCUACAUUUUAGAUAUCAUUGUUGGUUUCAUAUUAGUGAUUUGGAAUGUCCUUUUUUCUACUUUGUCUAAGAGUCCCUGAACCUUCUACUACUCUGUGACUUUCUGGAAAAGUUUUAUAGAAAGAAAAUUAUUCUCUUCUUUGUCCCAUCCUGAAAGCUAGUUUUUCGUUGUCGAGGGGAAGGAAAAGAAAUGAGCAAUUCAGUAAUUCCUUGUCAGUUGGCAUUUUCUCAACCAUGAUUUUGAGGUAACACUGUCUCACAAAUUUAAAAGUUUUGAGAUUUUUUUUUAUGUAUGAGCAAUUCAGUUUCAGUUGCCUUAAGCAGAAGAAAAGGGUAGUGACUCUCACUCCCCUCUCUGGUAGAUCCAGUGGGUGUUUAUGGAGUAGUGCAAAGAAGACCUUUGUUUGCUCCAUUCUCUUACUAUUGUAGAUUGUGAGAAAUCUAUUAUCUUUAAGCACCGCAAUAAUUUGGGGAAAGGCCAGGUGCCGUUUUUGUCAUUUCUACUCUAAUUCUACAUUUUCUGAGCCUUGAUCUCGAAUAUGACAAUAUUCAAUUAUAUUGUCAAUUAUACCUCAAUAAAGCUGAAAAAUAGUCAAUCCUGACCCUUGGCGAGGCAAUCUGUAAUUCUCCAUUCCAUGACCUCUAUCCCCAAUGUUAGGAAGAAUUAAUCCCUCCUUCUUUGGGGCACCCAUGGCAUUAAUAGCUUCAUACUGUAUUCUAUUUAGUUGUUCACAUGUGAACUAUGAGCUUUUUGAGGGUAGGGGCUUUGCCUUGUUUUUCUUCAUUCCUAAAGAACCUGUAACAUAGUAAGUUAGUAAAUAAUAGUUGAAUGAAUUCUCUUUCGGUGCCACGUUUUUCAUAGAACUCAGUAGUCUUCAUUCAUCUAUAAAGCUUGUUCACCUUUAUAGAAAUGAAUCCUGAAUCCUUUUCUCCAUAUUUUGCUAGUCAGUGCCCCAUUUCCACUCCUGCUCCUCCAGAAGACAAGCCACACACACGUCUAGCAUUAUGACUGUAUAUCUAGUUUCUUCUCUAAUUGUCUAUUUUUAAACUUUCUUCUUGAAUGCCAUGUUACUUUUUAGGCAUAUGAACCUGGUGAUUACCAAGGAAUUCCUGGAUCUCAUUUCAAAGAUUUCAUUGUUGUGACAGUCUGAAUAUACAUUUAUAUCUAUAGAUCUGUUACUUUAGUAUGUUUUGAGAGAUACGAUAUGUCUUGUGACCUAUUGUUGCAUUGAAUUAUAAGUAUAUUCACAGGAGUGUGAAAGGUCCUUAUACUUUGAGUUUUAGCUAUUACUCGAGUAGCUGCAUGACUUUUUCCACACACCCACAGAAUAAUUAAUUACUAUUUCAAGGUGCAUACUAGUAAAUUAAAUCACAUUAUUUGAGAGGUAGUAAAGCAAAGGCUACAUUAAGUGUUCUGACAACUUCUAGGUAGUGGUUCCUUAGGCUUUUGUAUUUUUUUCAUUGAUUGGAAAACUGUUAAAAAAAUAAAGGGAGGAGUUUGGUAUGACAUCAUUAAGAAAACAGCUAUUAUCUGUUAUCGCUAUCAUUUGAUAAAAGAAAAGACAUAUUAACACCAAAAAAGGGGAAGAUAUGAUCUCAGUAUAAGGCUCUACUCUUUAAGUUGAAUAAAUUAAGUUUUAUUAUAGACUUUUAUGUUUUCAUUUUGCUAUAUAUGAUGGAAUUUUGUCAUGAAUCACAACUGGCAUAUGGUCUACCCUUUGAGAACUACUGCUCUAGACUGAGCUAAAGCAGUCAGACUGCUACUUAGGCUACCAUGAUGCCCCAAAUUAUAAAGGGCUGAUAAUCCAUCCCAAUGUUUCAUCUAAUUUGUGAUAGAUUGUAUUUUCCAAGAUGGUCGCAGCUCCCAUCUCACGGUCACGACAUUCCUGACAUAGGGAGGUGGGUCUCUGUUCUCUCAUCAUGAACCUGGGCAGGCCUGUGAUUACAGUAGAAGUAAUACUAUGUGAUUUCCAUAGAUCAUAAAAGAUAAAAGGUGAUACAGUUUCUACCUAGUUCUCUUGAGAUGCUGGCUUGGAGAGACCCAUAUGGACAGGCACUGAGGCCCUGGCUGAGCUCCAGCCAGCAGUCAUCAGUGAUACGGGUGAGUCAUCUUGGAAGUGGAUCCUCCAGUGGAGCCACCACAGCCAAUGCUGUAUGGAGCAGAACAAGCCUCUGUUGAGCCCUGCCAAAAUUGUUGAU